Laetiporus sulphureus 93-53 is the source of this 2887-nucleotide messenger RNA. Its product is annotated as PFU-domain-containing protein. Bases 128 to 2599 code for a protein of 823 amino acids. The transcript has 19 exons. Gene Ontology annotation, biological process: proteasome-mediated ubiquitin-dependent protein catabolic process; ubiquitin recycling. The record is from RefSeq and is a predicted model, not a curated record. Gene Ontology annotation, molecular function: ubiquitin binding. Lineage: Eukaryota; Fungi; Basidiomycota; Agaricomycetes; Polyporales; Laetiporaceae. Gene Ontology annotation, cellular component: nucleus; cytoplasm.
UUCAAUAUCAUCUCGUCUUUGAUAAGUUCCUUGUACCGGCUCCGAAUUACCGCACUCUCCUCCCCAACUCUCCCCCUCUCGCUUGCUAUACACGAGCUGUUUGCAGGCCGCCAUAUCCGUUUCACCGAUGCCUUACAAGUUGUCCGCAACCCUCACGGGGCAUACCGCUGAUGUUCGCGCAGUGGCCUCGCCGACCGACGAGCUAGUCCUGUCAGCUUCGCGCGACACCACCGCCAUUGCAUGGAACAGGUCGGCGGAUAAAUCCAGCUUCACCCAGACAGCAGUGCUGCACGGCGGCUCUCGCUACCUCAACGCCGUGACAUAUCUCCCACCUACGCCUGAUGCCCCUUCGGGGUAUGCAGUGACGGGUGGGCAGGACAUGGUCAUCAACGUAUUUUCACUGGCGGGUACUAAGGGCGAGCCAAAUUUCUCCUUGAUCGGCCACACGGAUAAUGUAUGCGCGUUGGACGCUGCCACCGACGGGACGAUCAUCUCGGGGUCAUGGGACAGGACGGCGAAGGUCUGGAAGGACUUUCAACUGGCCUACGAUCUCAUCGGUCAUCAACAAUCUGUUUGGGCCGUGCUGGCCAUCGACGGUCGUCAGUUCCUCACCGGCUCUGCCGACAACACGAUCAAGCUGUGGAAUCAGCACAAAAACGUACGCACGUAUCCCGGUCAUACGCAGGCUGUUCGCGGACUUGCUUUGAUCACCGACAUUGGAUUCGCUUCAUGUUCGAAUGACAGUGAGAUCCGUAUCUGGACGAUGGAAGGAGAUGUUGUUCACACACUCUCGGGACAUACUUCCUUCAUAUACAGCAUCUCUGUGUUGCCCAACGGAGACAUAGUGUCCGGUGGCGAGGAUCGGACCGUGCGCAUCUGGAGAGAUGGCGAAUGCGUGCAGACAAUUGUACAUCCUGCCAUCUCUGUUUGGUCCGUUUCGACGAUGCCGAACGGCGACAUCGUCACUGGCUGCAGUGAUGGCGUCGUUCGCAUCUUCACUGCAGAAGAGUCGCGGUACCUCCCUGCGGAACUGCUUAAAGCAUAUGAUGAGCAGGUUGCGAAUCAGGCGCUGCCAGCACAACAGGUCGGAGACGUGAAGAAGUCAGAUCUGCCAGGAUUGGAGGCAUUAUCUCAGCCAGGGAAGAAACCCGGCGAAGUGAAGAUGAUCAAACACGGGGACAACGUAGAGGCUCAUCAGUGGGACAGCGCUACAUCCAGCUGGCAAAAGAUCGGAGAUGUCGUAGAUGCCGUGGGAGCUGGACGAAAACAGCUUUACGAAGGCAAGGAAUAUGACUAUGUGUUCGAUGUCGAUGUACAAGAAGGCAUGCCGCCCCUCAAGCUGCCAUAUAACGCCAACGAGAACCCUUACAAUGCUGCGCAACGUUUCCUCCAGAAUCACGAUCUACCGCUGUCGUACCUAGACGAGGUUGUGCGGUUCAUCGAGAAGAACACCGCUGGUGUCAGCGUGGGCUCUGGCAAUAACCAACUUGUGGACCCAUUCACUGGUGCCUCAAGAUAUCAACCCAUGCAGAGUUCUGUGGCGCGAGGGACCACCGAGUUCAUGGAUCCCUUCACAGGCGCAUCGAGAUAUCGAGCGCAGCCUACAUCCAUCCCCUCGUCACCACCGAGGUCGCAAGGUGAUUUUCGGACUGGGUCAUCACAAUUCUCAGGAUCGUCAUCCCCUCCGACGAGCUCGUUAAAUCCUCCUCCAGGGAAAGCAAAAGUGGUUCCUGUACGCGACCCUCUGUCCUUCCGUCAAGCCAAUGUAUCUGCGAUGCAGACGAAGUUGCAGCAGCUUGAUCAGGCACUCAGAAACGAGAUCUCAACAUCAUCGUUAUCGAUGUAUCCACAAGAGUCGAGCCUUGUCAGCGAGGCAUUCACUUACCUCUCUCAGGUUAUCUCACACCUGGCGCACUGGACAAAUCCACCUGCGACGUCUAACCCCUUGAAGGCGGAGCACCUCGAUGCCAUCAUCGCGCUGCUAGAUCGCUGGCCAAGGGAGGCACUCUUCCCAAUAAUGGAUCUUGCUCGUCUCCUAAUUGCCUUCUGCCCGGACUAUUCGCGAGACAUCGCGUUGAAGCAGCGGUACUAUGCCGCGAUGUUCAAUGCAUCUACAUGGAAAGAACCUUGGGAGACGCCACUUCCGCGAACACGGGAGACGAACAUGCUGUUCCUGCUACGAUCACUUGCGAAUACUUUCCAGGAGACAGUGGAAAAUGACGUGGCAUGGACGGAGCAGGUAUUGCAAGAGCUCAGUGCUGUCUCGUACAACGCCAUGUCGAAGGCGCAGCGUAUCGCAUUUAACACAAUAUUUUUGAACAUUAGUUGCAUCGGUCUGCGGGAACAGUUAGAUCCCGAAAUCCGUGCGAUACUGUUCAAAUCAAUUCUGCAGGCUAUACAAAACGAGAGGACAGACUCCGAGGCCGCAUAUCGCGCAUUGGUAGCGUUAGGCAACAUUCUAUGCGAAGCCAAGCAGAAAGGGCGAUCUCCCGAUGCUUCGCAAGCAAAGGCAAUCAAGCAAUAUCUCGCAGCCCUUCCUGCCGCCUUCCCAGAGGAUCGCAUCGAGGAUGUUUCAAAGGAGGUCAUUGAACUACUUUAAUGCCAUGCGGAAAGCGGGCAAUGUGCUGUUUGGUCUCUCUCCCCCUUGGGAUGCAGAUUCGUGCCUUCAUCGCCACAGCGCUCGUCCAUCCACUGCGUUCGUGGUCUCAUGAUGCCCGACUCCUCUGUUCUGUUUAUCGAUUAGAUUCCGGUAUCCGACCUCCAGCUUACUGUACGUCCUUAAGUGGACUGUGUUCUGUCUCCAGCUUGUAGCACUUUCUCUGUCUCGUUCCGAUCUUAUCAUAUGUAGAAGCGAUGGAGGGCAACGGAUAUCAACUUCGGUACUGCA